CGCUGAAUCGGUCCUCAUUUCUCUCCCCCUCACUGCGAAGCUAGGGUUUGGGGGGCCUCACUGCGCUCGGGUCGUCCUCCGCCGCGCCGUCCUCCUCCGCUGCACGCCAUCCUCCGCCGCGCCCUCCUCCGGCCGUCGCCCUCCUCUGGCCUGCCGUCCUCCGCCGCGCCCUUGACUGCGCGUCGCCCUCCUCCGGCCGGCCGUCCUCUGCUGCGCCCUCAUCCUCCGCUCGGCAUCCUCCGCCACCCCCUCGUCCGGCCGUCGCCCUCCUCCGCCCGUCGAUCUCCGUCUAUCCCGCCAGGUCGCUGUUCAGCUCCUGCCACACAGCCAGCCUUCUUCCUCUCUUCCGGUUAGUGCAAAGGUGAAUAUGCACUGUUCUUACGCUAAGCUUCAACCUGAUGGAUUCUGAUGACAAGAAGUUUGGAAAAGGCCCUAGGGAGCUCACUGGUGCUGUUGAUUUAAUAAGCCACUAUAAAUUACUUGCCCACCAUGAUUUCUUUUGCAAGAGGCCUUUGCCAUUGGCAAUAUCAGAUACACAUUAUCUUCACAAUGUUGUGGGAGACACUGAAAUUCGUAAAGGAGAAGGAAUGGAGCUAGAUCAACUUGUUCAGAAUGCAUACUUGAGGGACAAGCCUGCGUAUAUCCAGCCAUUUGACAUGGAAACACUGGGUCAAGCAUUUCAGCUUCGAGAAACAGCUCCAGUAGAUCUGCCCUCUGCUGAAAAGGGUAUACCAACUAUAUCUGGUAAACCGAAAAGUGAGUCCAAAGACAAAGAGAAGAAGCAUAAAAAGCACAGAGACAAAGACAGGGACAAAGACAAGGAGCAUAAGAAGCAUAAACAUCGGCAUAAAGAUCGGAGUAAAGACAAAGAUAAAGACAAGGAUAAGGACAAGAAAAAGGAUAAAAGCGGUCAUCAUGAUUCUGGUGGUGAUCAUUCAAAGAAACAUCAUGAGAAGAAAAGGAAACAUGAGGGAAUGGAGGAUUCAGCCGAUGUGCAUAAGCACAAGAAAAGUAAGUUCGAUUGCCAACUCAUGUCAUGUAUUGUUGAAAGGAGGAUCAGAAGGGUUUCUAUCAUCAAAACCCACCGCAGUAGUGAUACCAUGAAUAGAUGUUUAUUUGAAGCUGUUUCAGAAGAACAUGUCUCGCCUGCUAUUUAUGUUGGUCUUGCAGCGUCGUUCCUGGGGAACAUGUAAUUCGUAAUAGGAACUAACCCACUUCAUUGUGCAAUUUUUUUUGUUUCCUGGCCAAAUGGUUGUAGGAACAAUUGUCGAUGACUUUCAACUGUGAAAUUUUCUUAAGAUUAGGUUUAGCAGACCAUGUCAGAUCAAGGAUUCUGGUUAGCACUAACAGUGUUGGAUAGAACUAGAAAUGCAUUUCUCGGCAGGGAAUGGAAACAUCAAGUUGUAUUCCUCAUGCUACUCAGACAAACUAAUUCUUCUAUACUAAUGUCCGUUCUCAAGGAAAACUGUUUGACAAUGAGAAAGGCACUGCUUUAUUUUGUAUAACCAAAUUAUUGUAGUUCGUUUUCCCUCUCUUGUCAUGAAAACUUUAUAU
Oryza brachyantha (malo sina) is the source of this 1554-nucleotide messenger RNA. Its product is annotated as mediator of RNA polymerase II transcription subunit 19a. Gene Ontology annotation, cellular component: mediator complex. Bases 399 to 1193 code for a protein of 264 amino acids. The transcript is spliced from 7 exons. Lineage: Eukaryota; Viridiplantae; Streptophyta; Magnoliopsida; Poales; Poaceae. The record is from RefSeq and is a predicted model, not a curated record. Gene Ontology annotation, molecular function: transcription coregulator activity; transcription factor binding. Gene Ontology annotation, biological process: positive regulation of transcription by RNA polymerase II.